Molecule: messenger RNA, 1176 nt
Organism: Daphnia pulicaria
Lineage: Eukaryota; Metazoa; Arthropoda; Branchiopoda; Diplostraca; Daphniidae
Exons: 6
Coding region: 136-1002 (288 amino acids)
Source: RefSeq, a predicted model, not a curated record
GAUCCCGACACUCCAGUCUUCGUUCAGCCUCUGCAGCAUUGGCCGGCCACUUUUUGCAGUUCCACUCGUUCAACCAAGAGAAUUCGGCAUCUCAUCGGUCUGACUGUAUACAAAUUUGUAAUUGAAUUAAAGAGAAUGGGCCACCAAUUAUUUGCCGUUUUGAUUUUGGCGCUCUGCCUUGUCGUUUCCUUCACAUCGGCAGAGCCGGGGAUUAAGCAGAAAUUCCCUCGAAUCCCGAACUUGUUGACGUUCUUCUUCCAGGGAUUGAGGGAGGCCAACAAAACGGAACCAACCACCAGCAGCAGUCAACCGCCAGCGUUACCGACUCCGUUCCUGGUGGGAUUGCAGGAAGGAGCGGCUGCCGGCAGUGAAAUCGAGAGCACUACCUUGCCGCCGAUCCUGCCCAACGCGUUGAAUUCCUAUUACAACAUCGAAGGUGAAACGCACAGCUCGGCCAUCACGCUGCCCUACUCGGGUGUCGACGGACAACGCCGUGUGGAUUUGUGCGAAGCCAAUAUUGUCGUUCCGCUGUCCAACGAUCGCAACACGUUGAUUGAGCAGACGUACAAGUCGACCAAAUUCCCGUACGAACGCACCAAUCCCCUCGUUUGCACCUGGAAUGUCAAGGUGAGUGACAAUUGCCGCCGGGGUGUCGUCACGAUGAGGAUCAACAAACGCAGUCGAUUAGCCGAUGUGGACGGAUGCAGUAAAGGAUAUUAUCGAGUCUCUCCUUUUAUGAAAGAAGCCAAGAUCUGCGGAAGGAUCGAAACUGUCCCGCCUUUUCAGUGGUUCGUCGAAGACCAGCAGCCGGAUGACGUCAGUAUCGUGUUGAAACACGCCGGACUCAACGACGGAUACUGGGAGGGAUUAUCCUUUACUCUGUCGGGUGAAUGUCUGCCAAACGAUUCCAACAUGACGAGCAGCCAGGCCUUGAAAUCUUACAGCACCUGGAUGGCAAAUCUUUCCAAGGAGUCGGAAACGGUGGAUCUCACCGUUGUCUAAAGAUGAACCAAAAAGUUCUUAGUCGCCAUUCUUUUACGACUUUAGAGUUCAUUAUCAAAUGUCUUCAAAAUAAUUAACCUAACCAUUCGCUUAAUAUAAGCUAUUUAUUUAUUUAUGUCUGUUGCUUGAUUGAUUAUUUAUUGUAUUUGGACGUUUUUAUUUUUUAAAUAAACG